Molecule: messenger RNA, 1665 nt
Organism: Phycomyces blakesleeanus NRRL 1555(-)
Lineage: Eukaryota; Fungi; Mucoromycota; Mucoromycetes; Mucorales; Phycomycetaceae
Exons: 9
Coding region: 1-1665 (554 amino acids)
Biological process (GO): transmembrane transport
Cellular component (GO): plasma membrane
Molecular function (GO): transmembrane transporter activity
Source: RefSeq, a predicted model, not a curated record
AUGGUAACCACGUCAAGGAGUAAUAACGAUGAUUGGAUCAAACUAACUCAUCCAACUUCUCACCUCAAUCUUGUUCCAAUUUGCACAAUGGCUCUAAUGACUCAUCCUAUAUCAGAAGAGCAAGAGAGCCAACCAAUUCAACCUUUUGUACCUGAGAGAUAUCCAAAUGAAAACACCUUCCUGCUGGCCAACACAAAACCUCACUCCACCCGAGAACCUUGGUUCCUCACAUUGUAUCAUAGUAAACUUGUCUCACUUGUUCCUUCUCUUCUACUUGGCUCCGUAAUUUGGUUUGGUGUGACUCCCACCGAGGAACUCACUCAGACAGCCAUUCGUCUUUUGGCUGUCUUUACAAGCUGUAUAUUUGCCCUUAUAACCACAGGUGUAGACAUAUCCCUUCUGGUCCUUAGUGCCCUCAUAGUCUUGUCGCUUACCCAGUCCUUCCAGUGUAAAGACCGAGCAACUGGCCUGAGUAUCGAAUGUCGACUUUGCGGAGAUGAGAAUACCCAGACAGGUGGAAUUUAUCAGUGCAAAGGGUCAAAGGACUCGUUUGAACAGGCUCUCACAGGGUUCUCAAGCUCCGUUGUCUGGUUGAUCUUUGCUGCCUUUCAUCUAGGAAAGGCUGUCGAGGUUACCCAGCUUGGACAGCGUGUCUCUCUUUUGAUGGUCAAGACAUUCGGUCAGCAUAUUAUUGGACUAGGAUAUGCCAUUGUUCUUUCAGAACUCCUUUUGGCUCCGUUUGUUCCAAGUAAUACAGCACGCGGUGGUGGCAUUGUCCUCCCAGUUGUGAACUCCAUUGCAAAAACACUUGGCUCAUCACCUACCCAGGAUCCCAAGCUGGGAGGAUUCCUGACACUAGUUGGAUCUCAUGCCAACCUUAUUUCGGCCUCAAUGUACCUGACAGGCAUGGCUCCCAAUCCAAUAGUCCUAGCCAAGGCUGCUCAACUAUAUCCAGACAUGGAAUUUAACUUUAUGACCUGGUUAACAGGAAGUUGUGUGCCUGCCCUAUUUUGCGCAAUUUCUCUACCACCGCUGAUCUGGUGGUUCUGUGGGCUAAAUAAGCCAGACAAGACCUUUGAAUCCUCUACUCAUUCUCCACGAAACGGGGUAGUAAGGCAUGCUCGAGAUGAGCUGGCCCGCAUGGGCCCCAUGUCAUCCAAAGAAUGGUGCCUUUGUUGGGUUCUUAUACUUUGCCUGAGUCUGUGGGUAACUGGUGGAUACACAAAUAUUGAUUCCACACUGGUGGCCCUGAUCGGAAUUGCCGUUCUUUUACACACAUCAACCAUAACUUGGAAGGACGUAUCUACAAACACAAAUGCAUGGGAUUCUUUAUUCUGGCUUGGAGGAUUUGUUACUAUCGCUCAACAGCUCUCCGAAGCAGGCGCAUCUGCAUUCAUGGGCCACAAGAUUUCUAUAGCAAUUGUCCAUUUUAAUCUUCCUCCUGUACUUGCCCUUUCCUCGGCCUACUUCUUAACAACAUUUAUGUUUUCUUCUUUGAGUGCACACACUGUUGCAUUCGUUGGUACCUUUUUGGAUGCUGGCCAUGCAUUGGGUGCCUCUCCUAUGGUCUUAACUGCUCUUGUGGCUUACUUUGGAUCUCUAGGAGGUUGCAUGAACACAUUUACAAUUUAUAAUUUCUUGCUGUCAUAUACCAUUCUUCCUUGA